AUGAGCCUCGAACUUCGACUGACGAAUGUCCUGCGGUGCCUGCAGCAAAACAACCUGUCGGCAGCGGGAUUCGUCAGUGCAAUAUUGGACAGCAGAUAUACCGCUCACGCUGCCAGCCAAGACUCGCUGACAAUGAACGCAGCUCACAUUUGUGCGCAGUUAUACGAUAAUGAGAACUCACAUACAUCGGUUUUUUCCUGGGCAGCAGGAACACUACGCAGAGAGCUGUGUAAGGAGGUUGCUGAGCUAUCGCUCGAGCACCACGGCCUCCACUUCAAGGCCACCUCCGCGACUGUGGAGCAGCUGGAAACGACUUUUAUGACUUUACUCGACAGCAGAGAAUACCGCCGUCGAAAAAUGCCGCACCCUGCUGGCCACGUUCCAGCACCCGAAGAUACCCCUUCACAGAAUGAGAUGGACUUGGGCGAGUUGGGUGGAGAUGAGCCACAUUUUGAAGACGAUGAUGACGGGGAUGAAGAGGACGAUGGGGAGUUUGACAAACGACCAAGGAAACGGCAGCGUCGUGCGGGUGAAAGGAAUGUAGCGCUACAACACAUCAAAACAAUAGUGAUAAUCAGCAUAUGCCUGCAAAAUACGAACGAAAGAUGCAACUGCUUACAGGGCUGGAUGGGCUUUUUCAUGAAGUCAACAGGCGUCCCUGAGAAGGUCAUUGAGGUCAUGGCACACGCAGGGCUAUCCGUCAGCCUGUCCACCAUAUAUAACAUGGUGACAUCUAUUUCGAAGGAGAUCAGCCGUGACAUCAAAAGGGAAGUCCGCACGCUCCGUGCAGCAUUCGCAUACGACAAUUUUGAUAUCGCCUUCAACGUUGCCCAGCCAACACUCGAAAACCGCUCCUCCUUUGUCAGUGCAACAUCCGCCACUGUGAUUCCACUAUAUGGUGUUGAUGAA
Messenger RNA from Suillus discolor, 909 nucleotides. RefSeq lists its product as uncharacterized. The record is from RefSeq and is a predicted model, not a curated record. The transcript is spliced from 3 exons. The annotation marks the transcript as partial. Lineage: Eukaryota; Fungi; Basidiomycota; Agaricomycetes; Boletales; Suillaceae.